Molecule: messenger RNA, 2395 nt
Organism: Gavia stellata (red-throated loon)
Lineage: Eukaryota; Metazoa; Chordata; Aves; Gaviiformes; Gaviidae
Gene: TOM1L2
Product: target of myb1 like 2 membrane trafficking protein
Exons: 16
Coding region: 1-1611 (536 amino acids)
Biological process (GO): signal transduction
Cellular component (GO): endosome; membrane
Molecular function (GO): ubiquitin binding; phosphatidylinositol binding; clathrin binding
Source: RefSeq, a predicted model, not a curated record
AUGGAGUUUCUGCUGGGGAACCCGUUCAGCACCCCGGUGGGGCAGAGCCUCGAAAAGGCCACAGAUGGCUCUCUGCAGAGUGAAGACUGGACACUUAACAUGGAGAUCUGUGACAUUAUCAACGAGACAGAAGAAGGUCCAAAGGAUGCCAUUCGAGCACUGAAGAAGAGGCUGAAUGGAAACAAAAAUUACAGAGAGGUCAUGCUGGCGCUGACGGUGUUGGAGACCUGUGUGAAGAACUGUGGCCAUCGCUUUCAUGUCUUAGUGGCAAACCGUGACUUCAUAGAUGGUGUGCUGGUGAAAAUCAUCUCGCCCAAGAAUAAUCCCCCCACUAUUGUACAGGAUAAAGUACUAGCGCUGAUUCAGGCUUGGGCUGAUGCCUUUCGAAGUAGCCCUGAUUUAACUGGAGUUGUGCAUAUUUAUGAAGAACUCAAGAGGAAAGGCAUAGAGUUUCCCAUGGCAGAUCUUGAUGCUCUGUCUCCAAUACACACGCCACAGAGGAGUGUUCCUGAAGUUGAUCCUGCAGCAAAUAUGCACAAUUCACAGUCUCAGCAAAGGGUGAGCACCAGUUCUUAUUCUUCGUCUUCUCCAACGGCGUAUUCUGCUCCUCAGGCCCCAGCUCUGAAUGUGACUGGUCCCAUCACUGCUAAUUCUGAACAGAUUGCCCGGCUGCGCAGUGAACUGGAUAUUGUUCGUGGGAAUACAAAAGUGAUGUCUGAAAUGCUGACAGAAAUGGUACCUGGACAAGAGGAUUCCUCAGACCUUGAGUUACUCCAGGAACUGAACCGAACCUGUAGAGCUAUGCAGCAGAGAAUUGUGGAGCUUAUCUCACGAGUGUCCAAUGAAGAAGUCACAGAGGAACUGCUGCAUGUGAAUGAUGAUUUAAAUAACGUCUUCCUCAGAUACGAAAGAUUUGAACGAUACAGAUCGGGACGUUCAACACAAAAUGCCAGCAAUGGAGUACUGAAUGAGGUGACAGAAGAUAACUUAAUAGAUUUGGGUCCUGGCUCUCCAGCUGUGGUGAGCCCAAUGGUCGGAAACUCAGCACCCCCGUCUUCACUUUCUUCACAGCUUGCAGGGCUUGACUUGGGUACAAACAGCGUCAGUGGCACAGUCAGCUCUCUACAACACUGUAAUCCUCGUGAUGACUUCGACAUGUUUGCACAGACAAGAGGCAGUUCCUUGGCUGAGCAGCGAAAGAACGUGACGUAUGAGGAUCCACAGGCUGUCAAAGGACUAGCGUCUGCCCUGGAUGUUCGAAAACAGAACACAGGAGGGACCUUUCUGUUCUCAACACAGAGGAGAGGUAAAGGUGGGAACUCAGACAUGGAGCCCAUAGACAAGUGGCUAAUUACACAAGGAAUGAUCCCUGUUGCACAGUCCUCUGUCAUGGAUGACAUUGAGGAGUGGCUCAGUACCGACUUGAAAGGAGACGAACUGGAAGAAGGAGUGACCAGUGAAGAGUUUGACAAAUUUUUAGAAGAGCGAGCCAAAGCGGCGGAGAUGGUUCCCAAUCUGCCAUCCCCUCCCCUGGAAGCCCCCACCCCUCCGACAAAUCCUUCCAGCAGGAAAAAGCAAGAGCGCUCGGAGGAUGCCCUCUUUGCACUGUGAAGAUCGCUCUUAGCCACCCUCCCACCCCUGUGCUCUGCAGACGAAUGCCGCUGUACGGCCACUUCGUCCUCUCACAGUACUUGGCUAACAACAACCCCCUUCCCCCCGAUUUCAUAGAUUGCUUCUCCUUCCCCCCCUCCCCAAACAAUCCACCCCUACAAGCUGACUCUUUCUAUUUAAGUCCAACACUAUUCCUGCCAGACCACGAUUCUCCAGCACUCGCUUAAUCCCCUCCUUCCUAUCCCAGCUGCACAAAACCAGCUCUUGAUGCUGAAAACCCCUUUAGAAUGCAUGAGUACGUCACACUGUGUUGAAACAAAAGCCCGGAGGGGAGAGAGCAGCCUUGCCCUUCAAUUUAUGUAGGGAUCAUCCUCUUCUGUAGGCAGGUCCUGCCAAGUAGAGUGCUCUGUCGAUCAGCAUGUAAUUGACUGAGCUGGAAUGUUCAGGAGGAGUGUGUCUUUAUUUUUAGAUAAAAUGUUAAUGUAUUGGCUUUCGUGUCGGAUUCGACAGCAAGGAACAACUGUUCCCCUUUCAACAUGUGCUUCACAAGUUAAAAUCCUUUACUCUCCCACUCACACAUCUCCCAGUACCAUAUGGUGGUCGCUUUUCCCCACUUUGUGCGGCAUUUCAUAUUCUAAAUCUCACAGGGUAUUUUUUUCCUUGUGUUUUAUCUGGGCUUGCUCUAAUUUGAAAGCAGUCUGUGGGCCAUGUCCAGUAGCUCUGGCAGUCGACAAGAAUGAAAAAAACUGAGCUAAAUGGAUGCUGUAAUGUUAGCGCAUGAAGC